CGAGGUUUCCAGGGGGCUGAGGAGAACGCGGCGAUUGUUAGCUCGGCUCCCUUCAGGGCUCGGCCGAAGGCAGCCGUUCUAGAAGCAUCUCCGUGGAAAUCGCGCUUCGGUUCGCGCCUCCUUCUUCUUCUUCUCCCUUAUACCCGGCAAGUGGCGGAGAAACGGAAGAGCUUGGACGUUCCCGCGGAAACGGAAGCGCGUCCCGCCAGGGAGAUGGCGGCGCUGGUGAAAGUCGUGAUACACUGUACUAGAGAACCUCACUGGAUUGCAUUAUGCAACGGAUUGAUACAAACAACAUUAGCUCAACGACAAUGGGGCAGAUUGCUCCAUCCUUCUCUCCAGAGACACAACAAUGGCCAGUUUCCAUUAACCAAAGUUUGCUGUAAUUUAAUACAAAGUAUCAGGACAAUGAAACAACCAAACAGAACAUUUCAUCACACAAAGGUUUUUAGAAAUUCCGCUCAGCCAUCUGAAGAGAAAGUAGGCACUUUCACAAAGAUAAUAGAAGCAAUGGGAUUUACAGGGCCACUAAAAUAUAAAAAAUGGAAAAUUAGAAUAGCAGCACUACGCAUGUAUACAUGUUGCGUUGAGAAAAUAGACUAUGAGGAAUUCUUUAACAAAUUACAGCUCCCUGACACUUUCAACUCUUGGUUUUUAGUAGCACAGCUUCAUGUCUGGAUGUGCCUAGUACGAAUGAAGCAAGAGGGCAGAACAGGAAAAUACAUGUGUUACUAUAUUGUAUAUGCUAUGUGGGAAGAUGCUGAGCAACGUGGGAAGGUUAUGGGAGUUAAUUCUCUUAUCCUAAGAAGAAGUCUGAGAACCUUGACAGAAGUUUUCUAUGCAUCUAUUUUUGGAUAUGAUGAGGGAAUACUCUCAGAUGAUCAUGUACUUGCAGCAGCUAUCUGGAGAAAUCUGUUUGAAACACAUUGCAAGGAUCCUAGGCAGCUGGCAAUGAUGGUAGAAUAUGUGCGCAAGCAGGUGCAGCAUCUGGAUGCUAUGUCAGGAGAAGACCUGCUGCUGUCUGGGGAAGUGACUUGGCGCCCCCUAGUGGAACCUAAUCCACAAAGCAUUGUAAAGCCUGUUUCUCCAGUAUAUAAUGAUGAAGGACUUUGAAUCCUUGGCAACCAACUUGAAAAUGUUUGCUGUUGUGUAUAUUACCUUCAUACAUGGAACAAUUUCUGGAAGCAGGAACUGGGAA
This is a messenger RNA of Pseudonaja textilis, 1198 nucleotides long. It is a transcript of the gene UQCC1, whose product is annotated as ubiquinol-cytochrome c reductase complex assembly factor 1. The record is from RefSeq and is a predicted model, not a curated record. Gene Ontology annotation, biological process: mitochondrial respiratory chain complex III assembly. Gene Ontology annotation, cellular component: mitochondrion. Lineage: Eukaryota; Metazoa; Chordata; Lepidosauria; Squamata; Elapidae.